Molecule: messenger RNA, 4069 nt
Organism: Cydia splendana
Lineage: Eukaryota; Metazoa; Arthropoda; Insecta; Lepidoptera; Tortricidae
Gene: Klp3A
Product: chromosome-associated kinesin KIF4
Exons: 22
Coding region: 274-3912 (1212 amino acids)
Biological process (GO): microtubule-based movement; mitotic spindle organization; spindle elongation
Cellular component (GO): microtubule associated complex
Molecular function (GO): microtubule motor activity; microtubule binding; ATP binding
Source: RefSeq, a predicted model, not a curated record
CUCCAUCUCAAAUUGAAAUCAGUCCAACCGUUGUGCCUUUGAAAAUUGUUAAUGUUCGCGAGUGUUAUGGUGUGGCUAAUUUGUGUUUAUUAUUUCUAAAGUGACCUAAAAUUAAGCUUAAGUAGGAUAUAUAACGUCACUGGUUGGCAUAAAAUACUUAACUGGCAUAAGCUGUCCGGUUAUAAACAUUGACAUACCAACAAAGGAUUUCUGACCAUCCAUGACCGCAUUUGCGGUAUAACGGUUUGUUCGACAAUCUGAACCGAAGACAACAUGGUUGACGGGGAAAAUAGCAAAGGGACGAUAGAUACGGUCCAGGUGGCCCUUCGUAUUAGGCCUUUAAUGCAACAGGAGACUGACAGGGGCUGUGAAGAAUGCAUAGAAGCGGUGCCCGGCGAAAACCAAGUUCAGAUCAAAGACCUGGCGUUUACGUAUAACCAUGUAUUCCCACAACACAUAACACAGCAAGAGUUUUAUGAUACGGCAGUGAAAGGGCUUAUUUCGAAGCUAUUUCAAGGUUACAAUGUUACUAUUUUGGCUUAUGGACAGACGGGGUCAGGAAAGACAUACACAAUGGGCACAAAUUAUUCAGGCUCUGACGGAGACUUCACUAAACUAGGUGUAAUCCCUCAGGCAGUAGCAGACAUAUUUGACUUCAUAGAGACCCAUGAGGACAAAUUCAUCUUCAAAGUGAAUGUUUCGUUCAUGGAACUGUAUCAGGAGCAAUGUUAUGACCUCCUCUCGGGAAAAGAGAGGGGACACUCUAUAAUUGAGAUUAGGGAGGACAUCAAUAAGGGAGUUAUUUUGCCAGGUAUAACGGAACUGACCGUGACAUCAACCAUGGAGACCAUGAUGGUACUAGAACAGGGUUCCUCUGGCCGAGUGACAGGCUCCACUGCCAUGAACCAAGCCUCUAGCCGGAGUCAUGCUGUCUUCACCAUCAUCAUCUCUAAGGAAAGCCGGACUGACAAAAACCUAGCCACCACAUCAAAGUUCCACCUAGUCGAUCUGGCCGGUUCAGAGCGCAUUAAAAAGACGAAAGCCAGCGGCGAACGGCUAAAGGAAGGCGUGAAGAUUAACCAGGGCCUCCUGGCUCUUGGAAAUGUGAUCUCAGCUCUUGGAGACGGCACCAACAGGAGUUAUAUUAGCUAUAGGGAUAGCAAGCUGACCAGGUUACUGCAAGACAGUCUCGGCGGUAACUCUCUGACACUAAUGGUGGCGUGCGUCAGCCCAGCGGACUACAACCUGGAUGAGACCGUAUCCACGCUGCGGUACGCGGACCGAGCGCGACGCAUUCGCAACAAGCCAAUCAUCAACCAGGACGCUAAGGCUGCCGAGAUCGUCAGGCUAAAUAACUUAGUAAACGAACUAAGACUCCAACUACUCGGCAAAGCCCCCACCGUCAGCGAGCAAAACAACGAAAAACUUAUCGAAGAAAUCGAGCGCGAAAAAGCCAAAUACGCUGAACUGCUCAAAAAACACAAGCAAGUCACCGAACACCUCGGAAACAUGCUCAUCGAGAACACAAAUCUAUGCGAAAAGGCGCUCCUAGCCGAAGCUGCCAAAGACAAAAUAGAGCAGAAACUCAACGAGCUCACGGAACAAUGCAACCAAACCAUAGACAAUCUAAAUGAAAGUAAAGAUGAGAAAAAUAAGACGACAGUGCUGGAUUAUAUUAAGGAGAUUAAGAGUAAGCUAGAAGAUUUGCAGUCGGUGAACUUUAAGACGAAUGAGGAGUUGAUAGAUUACGAGAUAAAGCUGUCGUUCACGAAGGAUGAGGGCGAGGAAGGGGAGGAUGUGGUGCUGAGUGAAGAUCAGGCGGUGCUUGAAGAAGAGAAGAGAGCUAUGGGACAGGUGGCAUUAAACCAAGAGCUACAAGAGUUAAACCGAGCCAUGGCGAUCAAGGCGUCCGUGGUGCAAGCGAUCCUGGCCAGCAACAAGGACAUGCUGGACAGCCACAACAACCUCAAGGAGAAUGAGGAGAAGAUAGCGCUACUGGAGAAGGAGAAGGAGGAGCUAGUGCAGCAUCUGAGGAAUAGUAAGAGUAAGGAUCCAACCCACGAAGAACGUCGCACCAAGGUCCAGACCUUGGAAGCCGAGAUUACUGACCUCAAGAAGAAAUGCCAGCAGCAGGCCUCCAUCAUCAAGAAUAAAGAAAAGAACGAGGCUAAGAUUAAUUCGCUCAAUGCUGAGUUAAAGGCCAUGAAAGUUACUAAGGUGAAAAUAAUCCGGCAAAUGCGCGAAGAAAGCGAGAAAUUCCGCAAAUGGAAGGCCGACAACGAACGCGCCAUGCUCCGGCUCCGGAACGAAGACCGCAAGCGCGCUAACGCUAUGGCCAAAAUGGAGUCGCUACAUGCCAAGCAGCAGAACGUGCUUAAGAGGAAGAUGGAGGAAGCGGUCGCCGUCAACAAGAGACUUAAGGAAGCCUUAGACAGGCAGAAGCAGACUCAAAUGAAGCGUAGCGCCAAGGGCAACGUGAAAGCAGGAGCCGUCCAGCAGUAUAUAGAACAAGAGCUGGAAGUACAUCUUAGCAUUGUUGAGGCAGAGAAAUCGCUCGAGGAACUCAUGGAGUACAGAGCGUGGAUUACGGAACAGAUAGAAGUCCUCCGCAAGGGCCCUGACAGCGAGGAAAACCAGCAAAAGAUAGCCGAGCUCGAAGAUAAUCUGGCGCUUCGCAAAGCACAGAUAUCUGACCUGCAGCAGAAGAUACUCACAGCAGAUCAGGAAAAUAAAUCCCGCACCCAAUGGGACAACGUCCAAUCCAUGCUUGAAGCUAAAGUCGCCCUCAAAUGCCUCUUCGACCUCCUAGUAGAAGCCAAGAAAGAACUCCAGAACCAGAGCGAGAAGGGCUACCAGGCGCGCUACGAGGAGAUUAAGGAGGCGCACGACAGGCUGCUGAUGGAAUUCGAAAAUUGUAAAGCGGACUUGGAGCAGAAACUGGCCAACCAUAAGCUGCAGAGCGAACAAAAGCUAACAGCGCUAGUCGCCCUUCAACGCGGCGUCGUAGGCAACAAGAGUCAAGCGUGCCAGCACCUCCAGAACGUGAUACAAUACCAGCAAGAAAAACUGGACCAGGUCGAGGCCGAGAAUAUCGUGAUUCAGUAUCAGCGAGAAAAGUUGGACAAAAUUGAAGCUGAAAAUAAAAAGUUGUCUGACGAACUAGAGCAGCUUCGCACAGCGUCCACGAAUGGGAACGCCAAGAAACAGAAGAAGGGCAAGAAAGAGGGAGAUAAGAAGACUGAAUACGUAGAGAUUUCCGAUGAGGAGGAAGAGGACAGAGAGAAUGAUGACGACGAUCCUGAUUGGAGAGCCACGCCGCUGUACAAGCGUAUACAGGCGCACCGGUCCCGCCUCACAAACAACUUCACCGCCGACAACGCCAACAACUCGAACGAGCGCCUCCGCGAGCGCGAGCCCAGCCGCGCCGUCAAGCGCGACAGCGGCGGCACCACGCACUGCACCUGCCGCGGCAGCUGCUCCACCAAGAUGUGCGGCUGUGUGAAGGCAGGGAAUGGGUGCGGGAGUGGCUGUCGGUGCCAGCCGGCGUUGUGCAAGAAUAAGAAGUUUUCUUCUACUAAUGCGUCGGAUAGCGAGGAGAAGGAGAACACGCCAACCAGUGUGCUGGACACAACACCGCCUUCAUACUUCGGCACCAACUUACUCCCGACUAGCCCCGAGUCAACCCUGCAACAGCUCACGCCUGUCAAACAGAGAGAACGGCCGCUGACAAACAGAAGUCUAAGAAGCAACCAGACACAGAAAUGGAUGUUCGCAUUACUAGUAUACAACACUUGUGUGGCGCCUAUGUCUUCAUACUGCGCCAACAAUAUAGUACAAUACGGGAUGGACGUGGCCAAAUAUAAUGUGCUUGCGAAUGUAGUAAAGCUACUGAUGCGGGAGAAGUCACCCUAACCUAACGUUCGUAAAGAAAAGACAGAGGAGUUACUUUUUCUCUAACGACGAAUAGACUGACUUAAUCCCCUGGAUGCCGCAUAGUAUUUAUAAUCUAUAUCCUUAAUGUGUUUAAAUAUUUACGCCUUUACAAAUUUACUUAUACGCUCCGCCGAAA